This is a messenger RNA of Scomber scombrus (Atlantic mackerel), 3077 nucleotides long. It is a transcript of the gene jade2, whose product is annotated as jade family PHD finger 2. The record is from RefSeq and is a predicted model, not a curated record. The coding region runs from base 162 to 3077 and encodes 971 amino acids. The transcript is spliced from 14 exons. Gene Ontology annotation, biological process: regulation of transcription by RNA polymerase II. NCBI's taxonomy places the organism in Eukaryota, Metazoa, Chordata, Actinopteri, Scombriformes, Scombridae. Gene Ontology annotation, cellular component: histone acetyltransferase complex.
AGCUGACGAGCUGUCAACAACGCACCGUGAAGCGGAGGGGAAGGGACAGUCCUGUCAACCCAACGUGGAUCCACAGUGUUUAGCAGCACUGCUAGCAGCCUGUCAGGGCACUGACUGGGCAAACUGAACUAGUGCUAAACCCACCACUGUAAAAAAACUACAUGUGCCUGGCUCCCAAUGAUCUCCUAAUCUCUGGGAAUCGCCCGCCGUCCAGGACUGAGGACGUCUCUGCACCCGAAGCUGACUGCGUUCAAGGUAAAAAGAUGGAGAGCGAGAAGAAGAGGAGAAAAUACUCCACGAGCAGCAACGACUCCGACACCACUGACAGUCAGGUGACGUCAUGGUCCAGGUCAUCCAAGAAUACAGGCACCAGCAGCACAUGGGUCCGCCACCAGCACAAGAAACCAUCAGAGGUGUUCCGUACCGACUUCAUCACGGCCAUGAAGCUGCCGGAUUCGGCCCAGCUCGGCCCGGACGACUUCUAUGUGCUGUCGGACCCCUGGAGACAAGAGUGGGAGAAGGGAGUACAGGUCCCUGCCAACCUAGAGGCCAUACCAGAACCUGUGGUCAGGUUACUGCCGGAGUUAACAGGUGGUCCAUCCCACACCGGGCAGGAGAGGGAUGGUGACACCCAGCCUCCCCCCCCUCAGCUCUACAGCUGCUAUGACCUGGAUGACCUGGAUGUUGCCUGGCUGGAGCUGGUCAACCCAGAGUUCAGACAGAUGGCCUUACCAGAGCUGGACGAGCUGACGAUGGAGUGUGUUCUGGUGGAGCUGGAGAGCGUGUGUGAGGAGAAGAUGCGGCAGGCCAUCGAGACAGAAGAAGGCCUGGGAAUCGAGUACGACGAGGACGUGGUGUGCGACGUCUGCCGCUCGCCGGAGGGAGAAGACGGCAACGAGAUGGUCUUCUGUGACAAGUGCAACGUCUGUGUUCAUCAGGCAUGUUAUGGCAUCCUGAAGGUACCCCAGGGGAACUGGCUGUGUCGGACCUGCGCUCUGGGCGUCCAGCCCAAAUGUCUGCUCUGCCCCAAAAGAGGUGGAGCCCUCAAGCCCACCCGCAGUGGAACCAAGUGGGUCCACGUCAGCUGUGCCUUAUGGAUCCCUGAGGUGAGUAUAGGCUGUCCAGAGAAGAUGGAGCCCAUUACCAAGGUGUCCCACAUCCCCGCCAGCCGAUGGGCUCUGUCCUGCAGCCUGUGUCGAGAACACACAGGAACCUGCAUACAGUGCUCCAUGCCCUCCUGUAUCGUGGCCUUCCAUGUGACAUGCGCCUUCGACCACGGCCUGGAGAUGAGGACCAUCCUGGCCGAAAACGACGAGGUGCGCUUUAAGUCCUUCUGUCUGGAGCACAGCUGCACCGCCAGCAACAGUAGUACAGCCACCAACAACACCUCCAGUUCAACCAGUGCAAGCAACGGUAACCACACCACCACUUCCACCACCAACGGAGCACACAGCACAGCCAGACCUGACUGGGCCACUACUGGUGUCAGUUCUGAGCUCCGGCCAGACCAGCCGCAUCAGCCGAAUGGCUGCAGUGACCCAGAACAGAGGUCAGUAGUACCGUACCCGAUUUCGGUGUCUGCGUCAGAGCGAGCUGAGCGGGACCAGCUGGAGAGAGAGAAGGUGAGCCAGAGGAAACAGAAGCUCCAGGAGCUGGAAGAUGAGUUUUAUCGACUGGUGGAGCCCAGAGAGGUGGCUGAAAAGCUGGCACUGCCCAUCAUCCAGGUGGACUUCCUCUACCAGUUCUGGAAGAUGAAGAGAAAGUCCAACUUUAAUCGACCUCUGGUGACCUUAAAGAGGGAUGAGGUGGACAACCUAGCACAGCAGGAGCAGGACGUCCUCUACAGACGCCUCAAACUCUUCACACACCUCCGACAAGACCUUGAGAGGGUGCGUAAUCUGUGCUACAUGGUGACACGGAGGGAGAAGAUGAAACACACCCUGUGCGACCUCCAGGAGAAGAUCUUCCACCUGCAAAUCCAACUACUGGAAGAAGACAUGGCUGGAGAGAAAACCCAAAAGGGAGAAAAGAGGAAGCAGAAUGGAGUGAAGGAGAAAGGGAAGGAGAGAAGGAAGAGUAGCCCUGAGAAGAAAAAGGAGAGAUGGAAGUCAGAGAGCGGCUCCCUGCUUAAAGAGCUAGGUUUGUCAAAGUCCUUCCCAUUGGACAACUCUUUGUUCGACAGCUGGCUCGCGCAGUCGGUCCAGAUCACCGCUGAUGACAUGCUCAGCCAAUGGGCUCUGGGUGCCCAACAUCGGGACAAGAGUGGCAGCCUGCUCUCCGAUCAGCUCCUGCAGGGCGAGGAGAGCCUGCUGAAUCUGAUGAUGGAGAACUCCAUGCAGUCCACCUGGAAAACGCCCCAGCUGGGCCGCAAACCACGAGGGGGCAACAAGCCUCGUGCUCGUGGACAUCAGCAAUCCACUGCCCCCGCCCAGCCGGACGCACUAUUGUCUGCUGCAGCAGCCUCUGCCGCUAGCAGCCCUUCCACUGCAAAGAGCCUUUGGGCGAGUGUGGUGGAAGAAAAGCCCAGUCAAGCAGCCCGCAAAGGGGAAAGGCCUAGGUGCUCCUCCAAGAGCCUACACCACCACCACAUUCAUCACCACCAGACCAGGAGCUCUGACCUGCAAAGGGACCCGGCACCGCAACCACCCAUCUCCAAAAUGGAUUCUUGUCACAUCUCGGAGGACCGUGGCCCAUGGGACAGCAUCCACACUGGGAAUGGUGUUGCAUCAGGCGCAGGACCAGGUUUUAGUGCAAGCUCGUCCCCGUAUCCAGCCUCCAGCCCAGGAGUCACGGUGCCCAUCACAGGGGUGGUCCUUCGUGGCAGCACCCCACGGCUCCGUCUGUCCCGCCAGGGUAAAUCCAGAGGGAGGGGCAUCAGUGGAGGUGUAGCGGAGUCCAUGGACCUACCCUUCACAGCAAAAGACGUGUCCCUGCUGGACACAGCUGAGACUGAUGGGUAUUUCUCUGAUGGCGAGCAGAGCGAUUUGGACACACGCUCUGGUGGGCGCAAACUCCGCUUGCCGCAGUUGCAUUCUGGGAACGAGGACCUGCUGAGAAGGAGCGUGCUGGCAUCCUAG